AUCAAUAAAUUUUGGACAUCACUAAAAACAUUCUCCAAUCUUGUCGAGCGUGUAAGUCAAAACAUGAUAAACACACAAACAAAAGAAUCCUAAGUAAAAUUACAUUACUUAAAUAUAUGGUCAAUUCCAUUAUGUGAUAUGCGAGACAUAAAAACCCCAUUAGCGGAUAUAAUGCAAAACAUUGAAAAAGCAAUAUUCGAGAGGACGAGAAAAAAUCGAGUACUGAGCAACUACUACGAACAAGAGAGUUUUUACUUCCUCACCCUUUUUCGAUUGAACUAUGCUAUUAAAGCAGCAGGGGAUCAUUACGACCUUUGGCUUUUAUAGACUACGAGGAAGAGGGGUGAAAAAUUACCUAUAAAAGCAUCUGUUUGAUUCUUUCUUCUUUCAUUUUACCUGGAAACUUGUACGGUGUUUGUUUGUUUGUUAAAUAUAUCAAUAAAAACAAUAUAAUGUUGGUAGUUCCAAAGUCUCUGCUAGUUCUCGUGGUUUAUGUUACAAUCAGCGAUGCUGAAAUAACCGAAAUAGAUGACGAAAGUUGCGAGACUUUACAAUCGGAAAUACGUAUCACUAAAGACGAAUAUGAUGAAUUAGCACAUCUGAGAAGAACAUGCAGCGGUGAUGUAUCGGUCACGAAAUGCGAAGGAUUCUGUAACUCGCAAGUACAGCCAAGCGUCGUCACUACUACAGGCUUCUCAAAAGAGUGCUACUGUUGCCGUGAGAGUUAUCUGAAGGAAAGAUUUGUUAUCCUAAAUCAUUGCUACGACACGCAUGGGAUCAAAUUGAUAGGCACGGAUGACGAGGCAAUGGAAAUUAAGAUACAAGAACCCGCCGAAUGUAAAUGUAUAAAGUGCGCAAUUGUUGGAGUCGAUGAGUGUCAGGCGACGCGUGUGAUUCACUUCCUUCAGUAUCCAGGCUGUGUUCCAAAGCCGAUUCCCAGUUAUGCGUGUAGAGGACGAUGCAGUAGUUAUCUGCAGGUGUCCGGGUCCAAAAUGUGGCAAAUGGAGAGGAGCUGCAUGUGCUGUCAGGAAAGCGGCGAGAGAGAGGCUAGUGUCUCCUUGUUCUGUCCACGAGCGAAACCAGGGGAAAAGAAAUUCAGGAAGAUGGUCACCAAGGCGCCGCUGGAUUGCAUGUGCAGACCGUGCACCAGCGUGGAAGAGUACGCGAUAAUACCUCAGGAGAUCGCGGGAUUCGCUGACGAGGGUCCUUUCACGACAUCUGCGCAUUUCAGACGAGCCUCCGGCUUACAAUAGAUGAACAUGACUGUUCGCAAGGACGCAAUCUCAAAAAAUCGCGCAUGCUAAGACGAAAAGAUGCCAAUAUAUUUGAUUUCGCGCAUAUUAUGUAUUAUGAAAACUAAUAAAGAAAAUCUAAUAUGUUCGAUCUCUCUCGAAUUGAAUAUAAAUGUAUACGUAUGAAUAUAAAUUAAUACGAGAUGUACAGCAGAUUUAAACGCGUACAAUAUACAUGUGCGCAUAGCCCUUCCCUCCUAUCCCUUUCGUGAAAAUGUGAAUAAUAGAUUCGAUGAGCUUCGUUAUUUUGUCAUUUAAAUUUGAAUUAUGAUUGGUCCUAUGCUUUAGUUGUCUACGAUGAUUUUCGUGCCGUGUUUUACAACUGCAUUCUUCAACUGAGUUUACCUGAAGAAAGUGCGUUUGCAGUAAUCUUCGAAAAGAAUUGUCGCAAAAAAAAAUUUUCUAAUAAAAAGGUUCAGGAAGGGGUAGAAUAUAUAGAAACGUUACAGAUGAAUACUGUAACUCGUAUGUUUCAAACUAAGAAGAAAUUAUGAAACAUUGCAGACUCUGUUAAUAUACUUAAAUAAUAAUAUAUAUAUUUACAUACAAUAUAUAGGUAUGCUCCAUGUAAUUUCAAGUCUGUAAUCGAUUCGUCCGUGUUUCGUAUUUCGAAAAUGGUAGAUCGAAGGUUCUGACAGAUGACGAUUCCUUUUGAGAGACCAAAGCAAAGACUUCUGUAUACUUUUGCAAAAGUAUAUCUCGUAUAUAGUCUGCGUCCAUCCUCUAUGAAAUUCGCAUUUUCCCGAGUGUGGAUACCUUUUACAGGUGCGAUAAAUCGUGUGGUAUCGGCACUUAACGAUAGUUGCCGGAUAAACAUAAUUCUUUGAUAGCUGUACACGCACACAUGCACACGGAAAAUCAGUCUCUCCUAUACGAGCACGUUCGAAACAAAGGCGAGCUCAACGCUGUACCUCAAAUUAGUUUAAUAACAAUUUUAUACAAUUCGCUACAGCAUUAGCCACGUGGAUACAUACCUAUGUUCCCACGCGUCGCACUCUGUUCUCACUCUUUCUAUCAUUCUCUCAUGUUUUCUCUCUCUCUCUUAUUCCUUGUGAUUAUAAAUAGCUAGUGUUAAAAAAUAGUACCUUAAUAUAUAUAUAUAUAUAUAUAUAUAUAUAUAUAUAUGUAUAUGUAUAUAUAUAUGUAUAUAUGCACACCAUUCAUCUUUCAUUUCCUAACUUCAAUGUGUUCUAGAUUACAGAUCCUAUCUUCGCAAUAUAUAUCCUUCACUUUCACUGUACUCUUGUAUUUUUUUUUUCAUGAAUGUCCUUUCUUAUAAUAUGAUACAUUAUGAGUUCUUAUUUGCAAAGAUAUAAAUUAGUAAUUCUGUUAUAUAUACCGUAUUCCGUUACAAUAAUAGGAAGAACCAUAUCGCUGUCAGUAUCAGACUUGGUUUUAUUUCGGUAGUUAUCUUUUAUUUUUCCUUACUUUCCGAAUUUUUUAUUCCACUUAAAUUGACCUAUACUCUCAGAUUGCAUAUUCCGAUCUGCAAUUUGUUAUCUAAAUCGUGUAACAAGCACUUCGGUUUGUGAUCUGCGACAUUAGCGUUAAUAUAAUUGGAAGUAACGUUUGGUCUUCCCGAUUCCAAGCAAUGGAAAAAAAGAGACGCAUGUUCCGGUUCUAUUGAGCGAUCGACCUACUUCGCGCUGCAGAAACAUUUUACAUAAGAAACACGAUAAUAAUUAUUUUUCGAGCCACUUUUUUUUUGCUUUAUUUAAACUUUGAACCAUUUUAUUGAAUUAUAUAUAAUAAUUAUUUUGCAUAGUUCUGUAAUAAUUAAUAGUUAAACUUUAUCUUCAUUAUGUAUACUGUAUUUCAAAUACAGCUGUCGUUUGUUUAUUUAGUCAACACUCUCACUUCUCUUUACUUAUUGGUAGAGAGUCGUUGGAGUUAUAGAUUAUAUUACAUACAUCUCUGUCAUUUCAUUAUUUUUCAUUAUUUCUUUCCUUCGAUACUUGGAGCGUUCAUGCGUUUUCAAUGUUUAUGAAAAAAAAA
Acromyrmex echinatior (Panamanian leafcutter ant) is the source of this 3287-nucleotide messenger RNA. It is a transcript of the gene Burs, whose product is annotated as Cuticle-tanning hormone bursicon. Lineage: Eukaryota; Metazoa; Arthropoda; Insecta; Hymenoptera; Formicidae. The record is from RefSeq and is a predicted model, not a curated record.